ACGACAGGAGGCGGAGGGCAUCCGUGACCAGAGUAACUGUGACGGUGUCAAAUAACCAUUUAACUCAGCAUAACAUUUUUAUUCGACUCCCGUCAACCCAACUGUGUUUUCAGUACGUCUUCUGCUAGUUAAAUCAUGUCAACCCCGGCCAGAAGAAGACUUAUGAGAGAUUUUAAACGGCUACAAGAGGACCCUCCAGCUGGUGUCAGUGGUGCCCCAUCUGAAAACAACAUCAUGGUGUGGAAUGCAGUGAUAUUUGGCCCUGAAGGAACUCCUUUUGAAGAUGGUACAUUUAAACUCAUUGUAGAGUUCACAGAAGAAUACCCCAACAAACCCCCCACAGUACGAUUUGUGUCAAAGAUGUUUCAUCCAAAUGUCUAUGCAGAUGGCAGUAUAUGUUUGGACAUCCUACAGAACCGUUGGAGUCCCACUUAUGAUGUGUCCUCUAUCCUUACGUCUAUCCAGUCCCUGCUUGAUGAGCCAAACCCCAACAGUCCAGCCAACAGUCAGGCAGCUCAGCUGUACCAGGAGAACAAGCGGGAGUAUGAGAAGCGUGUGUCGGCCAUCGUAGAACAAAGCUGGAGAGACAGUUGACCUGACAGUCCUGGUAGCUGCUCUCUCCAUUGUUAAGCUGUGUGUGCUGCAAGUUUUAGUGGAGUACCUCUUAAUUUUUGGGCCCCCCCCCACCUUUUUUUGAUUUUAAGCUUUUAUGCACUUUACCUCCAACUUCCCUUCAUAGAAUGUUUUUCAUUUUGGCCAUCAAGAGGGAUUUAUUUUUUCUAUACUUCCCCCCUUUUUCCAUGUCAGGGGAAAUGUGCUGAAUCUUGCCUUGUUGUUUUGUCAGUAUGGACUUGUGGGCCAUUACCCAAAAAUUCUGGUGUGUUCAAACUUGCUGUAAUAUCUCCCCAUGACUAAUUAUGUGAAAGAGGGUUUAUCAGUUAAGUCAUGGCUCCUCUUCUGUUGUGUUCCCUAUCCUCUGUCAGUUUGUUCCCACGAGGUGGUUUGACUGGGCUCUCGAUUGUCCCACCUUUCUUGUGGAGAACGAGCAGCCCCAAGCAUCAUGGACUUUAAUUCAAAUCAGACAUCUUUACACCGUGUCUCUUGCUGUGUUGUGAACUCUGUUACAUGCAUGACAGAAAGAGUGUAUUCACGUUCCUGUUCAGUACUCAUGUAUAUAAAGAAAACCUGCAACUGAAUUUAUGUACAGAUUUUGCACUGGUUGUCUCCCAUGUCAUUUUUUUCAGCACUUGUAAAUAAAAAAAGGCAAAGUCA
This is a messenger RNA of Cheilinus undulatus (humphead wrasse), 1272 nucleotides long. It is a transcript of the gene ube2al, whose product is annotated as ubiquitin conjugating enzyme E2 A, like. Gene Ontology annotation, cellular component: HULC complex. NCBI's taxonomy places the organism in Eukaryota, Metazoa, Chordata, Actinopteri, Labriformes, Labridae. The record is from RefSeq and is a predicted model, not a curated record. Gene Ontology annotation, biological process: protein polyubiquitination; DNA repair; proteasome-mediated ubiquitin-dependent protein catabolic process. The transcript has 6 exons. Gene Ontology annotation, molecular function: ubiquitin conjugating enzyme activity. Bases 136 to 594 code for a protein of 152 amino acids.